Messenger RNA from Vespula vulgaris, 3673 nucleotides. It is a transcript of the gene mats, whose product is annotated as MOB kinase activator-like 1. The transcript has 5 exons. Bases 358 to 927 code for a protein of 189 amino acids. Gene Ontology annotation, biological process: hippo signaling; positive regulation of protein phosphorylation. The record is from RefSeq and is a predicted model, not a curated record. Gene Ontology annotation, molecular function: protein kinase activator activity. Lineage: Eukaryota; Metazoa; Arthropoda; Insecta; Hymenoptera; Vespidae. Gene Ontology annotation, cellular component: nucleus; cytoplasm.
UCUACGUAAAAAGCAUCCAUUCCGUACUGACGAAACGAUCGCCUAAGUCAACGAUCACGGAAACAGCAGUUGACAAAACCUUCUGUGUGAUAUUAUACGGUAGCCGAAAGGUUUUCGUUGAUUGUAUUUGAGGGAAGAUUUUAUGUGUUCUCGUUCGAAAGUUAGUGAUAAUCAGUCAUUGUGUUAAUAGAUCUUGUUUCAGUAAAAAAGCCAAGCGUCAGUUCACAAUGAGCUUCCUAUUUUUUACAUUAUCCGACUGUAAAUUCAACGUUUCUGGAUUUCUUAAGUGGAAGCCGGUCAUCGAAAACCUUUAAGCCAAAGAAGAAUAUUCCUGAAGGAACUCAUCAAUAUGACUUGAUGAAACAUGCAGCGGCUACUCUUGGUUCUGGAAAUCUAAGAUUAGCAGUUAUGCUUCCAGAGGGAGAAGAUUUAAACGAAUGGGUUGCUGUUAAUACUGUUGAUUUUUUUAAUCAAAUCAACAUGUUAUAUGGCACUAUCACAGAAUUUUGUACAGAGGAAAGUUGUCCUAUAAUGUCAGCAGGUCCAAAGUAUGAAUAUCACUGGGCAGAUGGUCAUACUGUAAAAAAGCCAAUAAAAUGUUCAGCUCCAAAAUACAUUGAUUAUUUAAUGACAUGGGUCCAAGAUCAAUUGGAUGAUGAAACAUUGUUUCCUUCUAAAAUCGGUGUACCUUUCCCAAAGAACUUUUUGUCAAUUGCAAAAACAAUAUUAAAACGAUUAUUUAGAGUGUAUGCACAUAUUUAUCAUCAACACUUCAGCGAAGUUGUACAGCUUGGCGAAGAAGCGCAUUUAAAUACAUCUUUUAAACACUUUAUAUUUUUUGUUCAGGAAUUCAAUUUAAUUGAACGACGAGAAUUAGCACCAUUACAAGAAUUGAUAGAGAAGUUAACUGCCAAGGAUGCACGAUGAAUUAUUCAUGUGAUUGUAUACCCAGAAACUCCUCCAAAGAAUCUCACCCACAUGGUAUUUGCUAACAAAUGUGUAAUUGCAUACAAUAUUAUGGAAUUAAUCAUAUUUUCAAUAUAAUAGGAUUUUUCUUAUAAAGUGUGGGUCAAUGGUGGAAAGGAGGUAUUUAUUUAACAUUGGAACAAGCUAAUAUCAAUUUUUGCAGUUUUUAUUUUAAAUGGAAAAAAAAAGUUUAGAAUUUAUGUUGGAGGAAUAAACUAUUGACACACACAUAUGUUUCAUAAAUGAUUUAACCAUUUUUGUUUAUGCAUACACUCUUAGGAAUGGGGGUCGUAUUAAAAGGAAUUGUCAAAUUUCAAGAUAAAUUUUAUUUUGUAUAUCUAGGAGUGAUCCAUCAAUUUUUCUUUAUGUAAUUGUUAAAUCAGGAUGUAAUAUGCGUGUAAUUUUAGAGAUACGGAGAAUUGAAAAAAAAUUGCCUUUAUUAGACAAUAAGUGUUUCAAUCAUAUUGUAGGUACAUACAAGUAGCUUUUUUACUAUUAAAACCAUACUCCUUUAAAAAAGGCAAUUAUUUGUUGGCCCUCUUCCUAGAGUAUAUGAAAUAAAAUAAAAAGGAAAAUAUUUAAACUAAUCUUUGUGGUAUAUAUGACUGUAAUCCAUAUGCAUAUAAUGGCAAUGACUACAGAGGGUGAGAGUUAUCAAUGUAGACUUUUGUACAAUAUUUACACAUCUAACACACAGCAUAGUAAUUGAUUUAUGUUAUAUUUAGUAGCGACACAUUCUAAUCAGUUAAUACGGUUUGUUGUGAAUUAUAAUUUAUUAUAUCUAACGAGCUUUGUACUUCAAGUUUUCAACUUGUAAUUGAAAAAGGAUCAUCUUAUAAAAGAUUAUCUUAUAUAUAAUCUGUGUAGAAUAUUGUAUAUGCUGAAGGUUGGAAUUACGAUGUUAAGUGAUUUAAUAUUUAAACAUAUCUAAUUGUGAUCCAUAUUAUUUUGUUAUAAAAUAUAAUUACAUACGAUCGGAUGCGAACGUAAAGUAUUUGCUAUUUUGGCAAACUGCAUAUAGAUAGAAAAAAAAAGAAAAGAAAAAUGAGAAAAUGAUAUUGAAUAGCAUUUAAUCAUUGUAAUUUCGUAUAAUUGCUUUUAUACUUAUAUUACAUUGAAAAAACGUUGUCACCUUUUUAUCAUAGUUUUUAUAUUAUAAUCACGUGUAAUGUUUUUGUCACCAAAACAUUACAUAUUGUUGGUAUAUAUAUGAAGGUACUAAGUUAACACAUACAUAUAUUAUUGUCACAUUAUUUUAAUAUAUCGAAACAUUUAGACGAUCUUUGUGUGUUAAGUGCUUAUAUAACAUUAUUCAUAGGAAUAAGCUUUAUUUUCUUUUUAUGCAUCCUAUUUUAUAUUUGUCAUACGUUCAAAUGUAUAAUGUUAUUUAUGCAUGUGAUCAAAAAAAUAUGUAUUUGUUAUAAUGAUUUGAAAAGAGCAAUCACAUUUCUGAUAUUACAUCAAAUUCAUAUUUUCGUACAUUACGUAUAUAAAUUGGCUUUUUAUAAAAUUAUUUAUAUUUGAAGGAAAAAAAAAGAAAAAAAUCAAGAAAAUCGAAAGAAAAAUAUAACUAAGAAAUCAAUAUAUAAUUUUAUUAUUUGCUCGCUUAAUUAUUAGCAAUUUGUUUUUUUAUAUUCACAUUAAGUUCGUCUAUUAUGAAGACAUCUGUUCGUAAAUAUACAUACAUCGCUAGUAAUAUAUGUGAUAUCUUCCGAUCUAAUCGAAAGGUUCAAUACAAUCUUAUCGAGGUCCACGAGUAUAAUAAAUGUAUUUUAUUAUAACGAUGAUAUAUACGAUAAAUAGCUUUGAUAGAUUGAAUAGCGAAUGAUUUAGGAAAAUAAUGGAAAAAGGAAGAGAAGGAAAAAACGAGAUAUAUUUGCAAGGCAUUAAAUGUAAACGUAUCUAGAUAAUUUACAAUAACUGAUCAUAUUCUAUAACAAUGACUGUCUUCUAUCCAGUACUUAAGAAUACAAAUAAAACAAAAUACAGAAUACAUGUCUUUUAUAAAGAGACAUCAUAUACAUAUAUAUAUUUGUAUUAAAUUAGUAAUAAUAUAGAACGCGGUGUUGCCUAUAUACGAUAUUUCGCAUUGAUAAUAACAAUUUUUAUUAAUAUUAUUAAUUAUAUCAUUAUUAUUAUUAUAUUACUUUUUAAUUAUUGUUACAUUAUUUUAUUAUUAUUAUUAUUAUUAUUAUUAUUAUUAUUAUUAUUAUUAUUAUCAUUAUCAUUUUAAUUUUAUUUUAAAUGUAAUUACAUCUAAGUGUCUAUCUUACAUGUCGAUAGCACAUCAUCAUAAUAGAUAUCAUCAAUCAAUACCAUUUAUAUUUUCAUAGUAAAUCGCUAACUAUAAAAUAAUACGUAUUAAAAACGAAGCUUCGAUUCUAUUAUAUUUUAUAAUCUUACGACUGAAUUAUAUCCCGUUGUUUAUGUGAUUAAUAUUUUUAUUAUUUUAAUAUUGGUUUUCUUUUGAAAUAGAAAAAGAAAGAAAGAGGAAAAAAAUACUAAAAGCAAAAAUGAUAUAUUAUAAAAGAUCGUAUAAUGCUUGCUUGCUUGCAACUCCUAUUUAAGACGCGCAGAGAAAGAGAGAGUAGGUAUAAUUAACGAAUAGUAUCAAUAUAUUAUGUGUAAGGAUUUUGUUUGGUACAGUUAGUCUGAGAAACAACACUAUACGUUCCUGUGCUCAUAAUAAAUAUUGUUAAAAAUCUUA